This is a messenger RNA of Aspergillus fumigatus Af293, 711 nucleotides long. RefSeq names its product SGNH/GDSL hydrolase family protein. The record is from RefSeq and is a predicted model, not a curated record. The coding region runs from base 1 to 711 and encodes 236 amino acids. The transcript is spliced from 2 exons. Gene Ontology annotation, molecular function: phosphatidylcholine lysophospholipase A1 activity. NCBI's taxonomy places the organism in Eukaryota, Fungi, Ascomycota, Eurotiomycetes, Eurotiales, Aspergillaceae.
AUGGACAAGGAACUCUCCAUCCUCUGUUUCGGCGCUUCCCUUACAGCUGGAUACUACCAUUUUGGAUGCGAGUAUCAUCCAUAUGCCUUGAGACUGAAGGAGAAACUGCAGGCAGCCUUUCCCACCACCAAAUUCACUGUUGACGAGGACGGCCUUCCAAGCGAUUUGGUCAUCAAGCCUGGACGAUUUCUGCCUCGGAUCAAAGAAAAAUGUGUGUUCAGUCGAUUAUCUUUCUUGCGGUGCAGUCUGACCAUAGCAGUUGACGGAUCCAACUAUGACUGGGUUAUCGUCCUCGGGGGAACAAAGUACGUUGCUUCGUCCAUACGGCUGGAGGGGCUUGAUGCUCACGUCAGCAGUGAUCUCGGGAGAGGCUAUCCAGCGUCGAAGAUAUACCCUGCCCUGCAAGAGGUGUGGGAGGUAGCUCUAGACAAUGGCGCAUUUGUUCUCGCUCUGACUAUCCCGGAAUGCUCGGUCGCCAGCACAACGCUCGACCAGAGGAGGAACGAAGUGAAUUCAUCUAUUCUCAGUCAUAAAGCCCAGGGAUUCUACGCGUUUGACCUGCAUGGGAAAGUCCCGUAUCACAGCGCCGCAGAGGAAUUCCGGAAGAGAAUCUGGGAUGAUGGAUUGCAUUUCACUGCCGAGGGGUAUGAUCUCGUGGGCGAGGUAGUCGGUGAGCAUUUGAUUGCGCUGCUCAAGGACCAAGGUUUAUAA